Messenger RNA from Dendronephthya gigantea, 3697 nucleotides. RefSeq names its product TNF receptor-associated factor 6-like. The transcript is spliced from 5 exons. The coding region runs from base 114 to 533 and encodes 139 amino acids. Gene Ontology annotation, molecular function: metal ion binding. Lineage: Eukaryota; Metazoa; Cnidaria; Anthozoa; Malacalcyonacea; Nephtheidae. The record is from RefSeq and is a predicted model, not a curated record.
AUUGAACGAGGAAGGUUCGAAAUUCGAGAACCUAUAUUUCUUGUUUAUAGAACAGUUUUUGUCUAAAAUUUAGACGCCAUCUGCUGAUAUUGAUUGAUCUCUCACUUGCAGUCAUGCCUGGUAUGAAGAUAACACAUGAAGUUCGUAAGAAUAUUGAUCCAAAGUUCAUUUGCUCUUCGUGUAAACUGCUGCUGAUCAAACCCAUGCAGACUACUUGUGGUCACUUAAUUUGUUCAUCCUGUGUUGACACACUGCUAGAGUGUCCUAACCCAGUAUGCCCUGAAGAUGGAACAAAACUGAAAAUGAAGGAGUUAUUUCUUGAUCGAUUCACUGAACGCGAGUUGCGAGGUCUGGUCUUGCGUUGUCCCAAUGAAGGAUGUCAUUGGCAUGGUGCAUAUGAUCAGCUUCUGGAACAUCUCCCGAUCUUUGACCAAGCUCAGAAAGCGUGUGUCCAUCAUCAAUGUGGGGUAUCAUGUGGAUGUCGUGAUGUAAAGUCUGAUAUCGCAUCUCCCUACUCUCAGGUAGAGUAUUAGCAUCUAUUUAAAAUUUCAGUAGGAUUACCUAGGAACCGGUGCAUCAUCUGUUGAUUUAGAUUUCUAAACUAAAUGAAGAGCACUUUGUAGGUGGGUAAUAUUAAUAUAGUGUUAUAGUGUGAUAUACUGCGCACGGUACGAAGCGGUUCGAUUUCUUUCGCUCUGGCUAUAACCAUUUUCUAAAAACAUUGCGUAUCAUGAUAUUAAAGAUAUAUAUAGCAUCCAGAAUCAGUUGGAUCCUGGAGUUGAAGGAGUAAGAAGCCAAAAAGGUAAAUUAGCUAAGUAUUUUCUAUUUCCGCUGCGAUGAAGCUGACGUAGAUCUGGUUUUAAAGUGCCUACACCAGGGUUGCAGAUUUUGAAUAUAUUACCGGACAUGACGUUAAAUCCGGAAUUUCGUGCAACUUAAACGAAAGAACACUGAUUUGGAAUUGCCGAUGUCUAUUACAAGAGCUCAUUUCACCCCACCACAUGCAAGAAUGCAGUCAUCUACAGUCAGGCUCUACGAUACAGACGCAUUAUUACAGACAACCACAAAUUACAACAACGACUAAACCACCUCCUGAUUGCACUGAUCCAUCGCGGAUAUGACCAUGACACUAUCACCACUAACUUCAACAAAGCCCUACAAUACACUCAAACAGACCUACUCAAUAGGAAACAAAACCAGAAAAACACAAGCCGCCCAAUUUUCUCCAUUCCAAACAACACAAACAUCCUACGUAAACACUGGAACAUAUUGGAGAAUGACCCCACACUGAGGAGUCUAUGGCAAGAACCUCCAAUUGUAGCCUACCAACGCAAUACUAACCUUUGAGACACGCUUAUCACAGCAAAAUUUAACCUGAACCCUUAACACAGAGAUACAAAAUUUCAACCACUCCCAAUUGACAUUGUGUCUGAAUAUCACCUUGAAAACACCAGAGUGGAUAUAACAAACCAAAGAACUUACUGGGACACACUGGAUAACAAGUGAGAACAUGCAAGAACCAACACAUGACAAGCAAACCUUGUGGCAGUCUCCUGUGAAAACAACUAAAACUACAUGACCUUAACCAGUCACCUGAAAUCUGGCAUCCUGGGCAUCCUGCUGACAUAAGUAUAAAAUUUUUUUCAAAUACUUAUCCUUAGCAGAAUUUUGCCGUAAAUGUGACCAGAUUUACAAAACCUCGGACAAAACCUCAAUGUUCAACCACACGGAUACACUUCAAAUCAACCCAAUGCAAUCCCUUACCUCUUUUCGAUCAAGCUCCUUGAACGAACACAAGCUCUGCUCUUAAGCAUAUUUAAGCCGAUUUCUGGUUUAAUUUCCUCUCGUUUAACAGAACAACUUUAAGAUGGCUUAUCGCGUUGGUUUAUCCAAGUUCAACAACAACACUGUCAGUUUAAUUUUACAAUUUUACCUUUUACGAACACUUCCACGCAGGUUUGAUUUUUUAUGAUUCAGUGAUUCUGCCAUGAACACACACUAUUUUCACUCCUUUUUUAUCUUCAUAUUUCUUUUACUUACAGAAAGCCAACCCUGCUCCCCGCUGGCGAGUCCGCAAAAGGAUGAAACGCCGCGUACGGGGAUACUGAUUCGCACGCUUGCCUAUCUUCCUUGUCUUCUGUUGUCUUUUUUUACCUACCUCCUUGCAUAACUUUAAUUUCGAACACCAGCAACAAUACACAACCUAUUACUACACACGUAACUACAUAGUUUCUUGAAGAAUUCCAUCAUACACAAAUGAAACCUUUUAAAAAAAAAAUCUUUCAAAAACACCACAUGGUUGGCGGUUGCCCAACAAAUUCCCAACUACCCCAUCCAGUUAUUUUUAUUUUUACGGGUAACUAAGGGUAAUUCGCAAUUAACUUUUCAAUAAAUUACUCAUGACGUUCCCCUUUUGCCCACAUAAACACAAGUCCUAACCUUUUCUCUAGUUGGUUUAAUUCAGACAGUUGUUACAAAUCAACCUGUAACUAUAUAAGAACUACAAUAUGGUUCCAAUUACCUAUAUCAAAAUAUUAAAUAAACAUGGUAUAGGCACUUUAACAGCUAAGCGCAUUUAGAUUUCGAUUGCGUGGACUGUCCGCAUUUUUCAUGGUCGUUAUCAUCAUUAUAAUUGUACCAUCGCUUGGUGGAGUUGUACAAAUAAACAAAUAAGUUACUUAUAGUGCGGACUACAAUCUAAAGUCAAAGAUGUUUUUAAUCAUCCACGGAAUCUAAAUGCGCAUUAUCGUCCCGUUUUCUUAAAGUUCACUGAUUGACAUACAUGCAGCGACAGUUUCUUUCUAGUGUAUCCAUCUGCGCUGCUUACGGAAGAGCUUUCCAAAAUUUCAUUUUAUUUGAUACAAGUUAGUGAAUUUCAGCAGAAUCCUGUAAAACGAGUGAAAGUGGCAAAUGUGCAGUAUUCGACAUUUUUGAUAAAGGUUAUUUUCUGACAGAUUUUUGGAGGAAAAUUUCUCUUUUCCUUUCUUUUUUAUUUUACCGAAAUUGUAUGCGGUGAUGGAUGAAUUUGGAUGAAGUUGUUACUCCUGUGAAACAUUGCUGUGAUCGACGGAGAUCUCGCUAAUGAUAUCACAAAGGGAGAAAUUAAACGUAUUUGCAUGAUGUUUGAUUCCUCAAAGCUUGCGAAUUGGAGAUGGUACGUUUUAUCAACGUACUUAACCAGAAAUGAAUGGUAACCAGUUUGACGAAUGGAUUUGUUCUCGGUCCGCACUAUUUCCUUACUUUCAUGACUAAUUUCCCUGAUGGAUUCUUUCUUUGUCUACACCUUCCUACUACUCUACUACAAAAUCCCCUCGCCUGAAGCAAUAAACAUGUAUUUCCAACAUGGUGAAAUUUUAUAAUAUUCGUUUCUUCUGUGUAAUCGAAGUCGUAUAUAAGUAAAAUCCUAUAUAUAUCAAGUACAAUUAUAAAGUCGACUCUCGACCUAUCAAAUUCAGCUAUAAUUUAAGAGGUAUCAUACAUUUGUUGGCAUCGUAUAUUCGUAUUCCUGGGAUGGCUAUGAUUUAACCUACAAAAUACUUGCAAGCUUUAUAUACCUAAGUACUUGUAACAUUCACCUGCUCAAAAACACUCCAAAAAUGCUUCAAAAUGUUUUACAUUCUUUUUAAUCAAUUUUACGAUUCAAUUUUUCGUAUAUUUUCAAGACACCGUCCAAAUGAAAAGUAUUAUUUAAAAAAAA